Messenger RNA from Neofelis nebulosa (Clouded leopard), 1657 nucleotides. RefSeq lists its product as uncharacterized. The record is from RefSeq and is a predicted model, not a curated record. Bases 1 to 729 code for a protein of 242 amino acids. The transcript is spliced from 4 exons. Lineage: Eukaryota; Metazoa; Chordata; Mammalia; Carnivora; Felidae.
AUGGCGCGGAGGGGUCUGAUCUGUUUGCCCGGCGGACGGUGGAGACGUGGGGUCCCUGCCGCGGGGGGCGUGGACGGGUUCCGGGGGUCUCCGAGGCCCAGGGGCGGUGCACUGAGCUGGGCGUGCCUGGGUGCCGGCCUCCUUCCUUGUGGCCCUUGUCCAAGGGGCGCGAGAAGUGCCUGGCCUAAUCACCCCUCACCUGGCUCUGGCCUUGGCUGCCCUUUGCUCUCGUCGGCGGCCUCGCGGGCCACCCGGCCCCCCUCUUGGACCUCUCUCUCCCCUCGGGAAGCCACCCGACCUCUGGGACCAGCCCGGGAGCUCUGCCUGAGUACUGUCGUGUGGAGUGGGAGAAGAGCGCCGCCCUGGGCGGCAGGAAGGCGAGCGAGGCCACCUGUCAGCGCGUCGGACUCUCCAGGCUGGGCGGUUGACCUGGACCUGGGCAGUGCGCGAGGCCGAGGCCGUGUCUGGACUCUGCAAAGGAAAGAAAUUAGUGUUUGCUCGCCCCUGGUUCAGACACUUCCUGUGGUUUCUGAAUCAACAUUGAAUACAUUCCAAGCUCUUUGGCCUAAAAUACAAAGACUCCAGCAUUUGGCCACUAUCUGCUGCUCUGGACUUUUCUCCAGAAUUUCAUUCACUAAUUCAUUCAACAAGAAGUAUUUAUCUAAUAUAAAUCACUGUGCAGGGCAAAUAGAGGAUACAAAAGUCGAAGAGAGGGCAUGGUCUCUUUAAUCUCUGGUGGAGAACAUAAAGUAUGGGGGUGCACGCGCGCGCACACACACACGUUUCACUGAAAGGUACAAUACACAGUGGGUCUAGGGGAAGAUUGCACACAGUGUUGAACAAUACCAGAGGAGGCAGAAAUUCUGCCAGAAAUUUCAGAAACACAGUAGGCAUCUGGUGCCUUAUGUGUUGGUGCUCAUUGGAUAGUGUCAACAGAGAUGGGCAAAAUUUUAGGAAUCUAUCCUACUGCAACUAUAGCAUUAUUACUGUAAGGUAUACAAAAAUAUACAAGAAUGUUAAUACAAGAAUGUUAAUUUCAGCAUUAUUUGUAUAGCAAAACACUAGACUGCAGACUAGUGUGUGAAUAAAUUAUCAAACCUCCAUACUAUAAGUCUUAUACAACUGCUUUUAAAAAUGAGUUAUAGUUGGAAAAAAUGCAUCAGAAAUAUGAUAGAUUGAUGGAUAAAGGGAUUAUAGGUAAAGUAAUAUGUGAUAAGCAUGAAAAAAUGUUAAUUAUAGAAUCUAGAGUGUAUAGGUAUUAAUCAUUCAAUUCUUCCAAUUUUUCUGCAAACUCAUGUGUAUAAUUGUUGGGGAUAAAAAUGAUGAGUCAAAUUUCUAUGUAUUGGCCUAGAGAUAAGCAUUUUUUAAGUCGUAGAAUAAUGUUUAUGCUAUGAUUCUGUUUUUGUGGUUAAGAGACCCAGUUCUAAAGCAAGAGUCCUGAGUCUUGGAACACAACCCUACCAACUGACUAGCCAUUUGACCUUUUACUAGUCACUUCCCACUCUGUGCCUUAAUUUCAUUGGUAACAAAUCUACCUAAUUAUUGUUAUGAGUAAAUAAGUCAAUACAUUUAAAUUUCUUAAAACAGUGCAGGCAUAUAGUAAGUGUUUGAUAAUAUUAUUAAAUAUGAUUGUUUGAGAGGAGAAAGAGGUUAUGUG